GCACUUAUGACACUGUUAAUCGGCAUCGAUGAGAAGAAUUGAGAAACUCCCUCGCCAUCGGGCCACUAGUCUGCUCGGCUCCUCCCAGCGAUUCCCCGUGGUCCUCGCCGGCGGCGGCUCCUCCCAGCGGUUCCCCGUCGUCCUCGACGGCGGCGGCUAGGGACUGAGCGUCCUGCGUCGUUCCUUCUGCCUGCUAGGACGAGCAGGGGAUCGAAUUAACCACAUGCCGUUCGCCGGAGCCAUCGCCAUCGCCGUCCUCUUGCUUGUCCCCUGUGCCAAGGCCACGUCGGGGGGCCUCAUGAUCGAGCAGAUCUUGUCUGACAAGGGGUGUGGUGCCUUCGCCGGCCUCGUUGCCACCACGGCCGGCGUGGGCGAGGUGUUCCGUUCCUUUUUAGAGAAGGAGGCUGAAACCCCCGACGUGUUCGACGUGUUCGGUGAGAAGAGGGCCCGCAAUGCGGGGCUCACCAUUUUCUGCCCAGACGACGAGGCGGUGGCGGCAUUCACUCCGAGAUUCAACAAGCUCAGCGACUACGCGCAGGUCGCCCUUCUUCUGUACCAUGGAGUGCCGUCGCGUCGCUCCGAGGAGGCGCUCAGGUUGAUCAACGGGGAGGAGGUGCCGACGCUUGAUAAGGGGCCCUUGCCGGGCUCCAGAAGCAUGCUCACCAUCGAUGUCUACGAAGAUAUCGUGGUACUUUCUUCGCCGUUGCCGUCGCCGUCGGUUGCUGCUGUCACCGAGAUGGUCGUCGACCACGACCGCCUGGCUGUCUACAUCAUCGACGACGUGAUGAUUCCGAGAGAGCCAGAGAUUGGAUUCCCAGCCUUGCUUCUUUUCUUUGGGCUCCUGGCGUUGGCAGCGCUGGUGCUCGCGCAGGUAUUAUUGAUCUUCGGUGACGUCUGAGAAGAUCGUUUCGUGUCAAGAUCGCUACUACCUAUGUUGUGGCUCCAUAUAUAAGCGACAAGGACCUUAGUUCAUGAUUGUUUCAUUUACAUCAGCUGGCCUAAUGUUAACUACUUCUGCAUCGACAUUAUCCUGCUCUGCGUCAUACUUGGUAUUGCUGCCUACCUUUACAAGCAAUGUGCUUAAGAAGUGAGUGAGGUGCAACGGUGUGCUCAUGCGUGGUCGGUAGUGAUCUUGCAUUGGAUUCCCUACUUGUCAUGUCCUGCUGUGAUGGGUUUCAAGUAAUUCCUUUCGUCUCAUCUGUGUAAUAUCAUGGUGGUCUUAGAUUAUUAUGCUGGUUGAAGAAGUGAUGAUUAUAUGUGUGUUGACCUGAUUGAUGUCUGAUUGUAUGUAUAUUUCGAGUAAAUUGCUUAGUAAGAGUACAAACAUCAUUCUUUUGUUCGAAA
Molecule: messenger RNA, 1344 nt
Organism: Aegilops tauschii subsp. strangulata
Lineage: Eukaryota; Viridiplantae; Streptophyta; Magnoliopsida; Poales; Poaceae
Product: fasciclin-like arabinogalactan protein 2
Biological process (GO): plant-type secondary cell wall biogenesis
Cellular component (GO): plasma membrane
Source: RefSeq, a predicted model, not a curated record